AAAUGAAUUUGUAGCCAAGGCUCGAUUUUUCGAAAAUGUGAGACAAUGGAAAGAAUCCUCGAACUUGAUUUUUGAGCCUAAAAUGGCACCUACCAAAUGUGCAAAUUUUCCCAAACCUGUGUACCUUCAUCACAUAGGGUAACCUUAAUUGAUCACAGGUCCGCGAGGACCAAACAAUUUUCUGCAUAAAGAUUUGUGUUGUAGCCCUGGUAAAUCGAAUUCAACGUCAAGAGUCAAAAUUUAAAAAAAAGAGAAUUGAAAUUUAUGAUGCAUGAUAAUAAGAGUACUUAACAAAGACGCCCUGUUCACCUGAAUUCAGUUGUUUUUCGUGCGUGAACCAGAUUGGUUGCCGUUUGAAAUUUAAUCAGAAAGCCAGUUAACCAGUUUUGUACACAAGCCAUGAAGUCGUUUUUUUUUGCAUUAGUUAGCUUUCUUUCGAUCAUUGGCCUUCAAUACCUUUCAACUCGUGCCUAUGUAUCUGCCGAGUUCGAACAAUCUGCGUUUAACGGGUCUAUUCCCUCAUUUGAGAUUGUCCAUGAGUGGAAGUAUUUGGAUUUUGAAUAUCCCACCUUUGUUGAGAGGCAGCUGGCGAUAAAAAAUGGCGAUUUUGUGCCGCGAAACAAUUUACCUUUGGGUAUUGAUAUAUAUCGGAGUCGACUGUUUAUAACGACACCGCGCUGGAAAGACGGCGUCCCAGCGAGUUUGGUCACCGUGCCAUAUCCGACACAGGAGAUAAGCCCGGCAUUGAAGCCGUAUCCGUCCUGGCAGGCACACAGCAGCCCCAACAAUCCCGACUGUUCCAAGCUAAUAUCCGUUUAUCGCACAGCAGUCGAUGCGAAAUGCAACCGGCUCUGGCUUAUAGAUUCCGGGAUUGUGAAUGCUACAAUAAGUUUAAAUCAGAUAUGUCCGCCAAAAAUUGUGGCCUUUGAUCUGGACACAGAUGAGAUGAUUGUCCGGUAUGAGCUGCCCGCCUCUCAGACUAAACAGGACUCGUUACACUCGAAUAUUGUCGUAGAUGUCAGGAAUAAGGAUUGCCAGAACGCGCACGUUUUUGUCACAGAUGUCUGGCGCUUUGGCAUUGUUGUCUAUAGCCUGGCGAAGCACAGGAGCUGGCGUGUGACUAACUACAAUUUUUCACCCAAUCCAACAGCGGCAGAUUUCAAUAUCCAUGGCCUGAAUUUUCAGUGGUUGGAUGGCGUCUUCGGCAUGAGUCUCUCCCAGGGACCCAAGCGAAAUGAUCGUGUGCUAUACUUUCACCCAAUGGCUAGCUACAAGGAAUUUAUGGUUCCGAUAGACAUACUAUUAAAUGAAUCUCUUUGGACCAAUGGCACAAUAGAUACGUCCAAACUUUUUAUUUCGAUUGGCGAUCGCGGAUUCAACGGUCAAUCUUCGACAUCUGGAAUCGCCAGAAAUGGUGUAAUGUUCUUUACCCAAGUACAUCGGGAUAACAUCGGUUGUUGGGAUACAACUAAACCAUACUCUCGAUCAAAUUUGGGAAUACUCCUCGAUGCUAACAAAUUCCCGACCUUGAUUCAAUUUCCCAACGAUUUAAAAGUGGACCACGAGGAGAGUCAAGGUCUUUGGGUAAUGAGCAAUCGGUUGCCAACCUAUUUAUAUAGCCAGCUAGAUUACGGGGAUAUCAACUUUCGAAUUUUAAGAACCGACGUAGAGAGCAUUAUCGCCAAAACGAUAUGUAAUCCGUUGUACGAAUCGGCCAGCAAGCAAAAAUUCGCUAUUGUGUCAAUAGAAGAGGGUCAAUGUUAUUAAGCGAUUAAUAAAACAAGUCACGCUGGAUACUUAAUAUUAGGACAAGGAUUUAACACCUGCAGAAUUAUGGGUCUAAUAAACUGAGUGUAGACUGUACCUUGGGCCUAAAUAUCUCGUCAUUGUCGACUGCCGACUAGAUUAAUCCAACUUGAUUAUUAAUAUAUUAUUAUUGUCUGGUAAAUUGUCCAAGUAUUUAUUACUAAAUAAAC
Molecule: messenger RNA, 1976 nt
Organism: Drosophila virilis
Lineage: Eukaryota; Metazoa; Arthropoda; Insecta; Diptera; Drosophilidae
Gene: yellow-h
Product: L-dopachrome tautomerase yellow-h
Cellular component (GO): extracellular region
Source: RefSeq, a predicted model, not a curated record